GCUGCUACGCGUACGAUUAUCACUGACGUGUCCCCGCGCGAGGCUCGGCUACGUACGUGCGUGCAAUUCGUCGGCUCGCUUCGCCGAUAUAAUCCUCGCCCCGGCCCCGCGCGCAUAGAAUUAGCCGGGCAAUACCGCCAGUCAUCGCGCACGCCAGUCGUUGGGCUGCGAGCGAAAGCGAGACGUUCCGUGCGACGCCCCAGCUAGAGUCCGACCGUCAGCGGGAGAGUCAGUUUGGUCCGUGAGAGCGACGAGAGAGAGAGAGCAAGAGGGAGAGAGAGAGGAACACGCGCACCGAGCUGAGCGCGAUCGACGAGCAGAAUUAUGGCAGCGACCAUGAACCUCAACGCUUUCUUCAAUUCCUUCAGCAGCACGCUAAAUGCACCGGUCAGGCAACACCUGAAGAAUGUCUACGGUUGUCUGUCCCUGUCCACCGUGUCGGCAGCGGCCGGGGCUUACGUGCACAUGUACACGCAGCUCCUGCAGGCCAAUCUGCUGACGACCAUCGGUACCCUGGGCCUCCUCAUCGCGCUGAUGUCAACACCCGACAAUGGCAAGAACCAGAAACUGCGUCUCGGCUACCUUCUGGGAUUCGCCUUCCUGUCUGGUCUCGGUUUGGGUCCCUUGCUGGAGUUGGUGGUUAGCAUAGACCCGAGUAUCGUGAUGACGGCGUUAAUUGGUACAACAGUCGUCUUCGUUUCCUUCAGCCUCUCUGCACUUUUGGCUCCACGUGGCAAGUGGCUGUAUCUCGGUGGUUCUCUGAUGAGCAUGCUGAACAUUAUGAUCCUGUUCUCCUUCGCUAAUCUGUUUCUGCGCUCGACCCUCAUCUACCAAGCGCACUUGUACGUGGGAUUGUUCGUGAUUUGCGGCUUCGUUAUCUACGACACGCAGCUGAUCAUCGAAAAGUAUCACAUUGGCAGCAGGGACUUCAUCAUGCACUCCUUGGACUUGUUCAUCGACUUCGUAGGAGUUUUCCGACAUCUCCUUGUGAUACUUACGCAAAAGGAAUUGUCCAAGGACUCACGCAAGCGUAGAGAUUAAGGGGAAACAAGACGGGUAAUUGCGGUGCAUUCAAGUAAAUCCAUAAACUAGAGGUCUUCAUGUAAUCUAUCCAUACCUAGAUAUCUGUGUACAUAUACAUACCGGAAAAAUUAUAUAAAUACCGAUAUACCGAUAUCACGUCAUACACGUAUAUAUGCAUAACAUCUUUAGCGAACGCGAAUACGGGACUAUAUAUUUACUAUAUUGAAAAAAAGAGGAAAAUGUUAAAUACAUUUCGGUUACUAUAAAUGAGGUUUGGCUUCUCUUACAUCCGACUACCGGACGAAGACGUGCCGUAAUUUAUUUUGGUCUCAUGUCUGAGUUAUAAUUCUCCAUCAGAUUUGUAUACAUAUAUAUAUAUAUAUAUAAUAUAAAUUAGCUGUGUAUUAUAUUUUCAACUUUCAAUAAACGAAUUUUCCCAAA
Messenger RNA from Vollenhovia emeryi, 1464 nucleotides. RefSeq names its product bax inhibitor 1 (gene BI-1). Gene Ontology annotation, cellular component: mitochondrial membrane. The transcript has 4 exons. The record is from RefSeq and is a predicted model, not a curated record. NCBI's taxonomy places the organism in Eukaryota, Metazoa, Arthropoda, Insecta, Hymenoptera, Formicidae. Gene Ontology annotation, biological process: cellular response to unfolded protein; negative regulation of endoribonuclease activity; negative regulation of apoptotic signaling pathway. Gene Ontology annotation, molecular function: enzyme binding. Bases 325 to 1041 code for a protein of 238 amino acids.